AUGCAGGAAGGCGAUGAGAUUUUUGAGGCCGCAAUGGUUGCCGUAAAGCGGCACUUCGAUGCAGAGGAGUUCGAGCCUGCACUGAAGUUGAUCACAAAGGCUUAUGAGAUGAAGCCCAACGAUCCACUGGUGGUUAGGAGCUACAUAUACACUCUCGUCAACGUCUCUCAGUGGGAGAACGUGCUGAAGGCCUGCGAGAAGCAUGCAGCUCUGGAGGACUUCACCCUUGAGCAUGCCUACGCACUGUAUCGCCUGAACCGGUUCCAGCAGGCUCUGGAGGUCUUGGACUCCAGGAAAGCCGCAGACAAGGACACUGCUGCAAGCAGGCUGCGUUUGCAAGCGCAGAUACAGUACCGACUGUCAGACUACGGCGCCUGUGCAGACGUUUACGAGAAGCUUCACCAGGAGGACGCUGAGGACCAGGGCCUGAUUGUGAAUGCGGUGGCCUCCUAUGUGUCGGGGGAUAAGCCGCGACAGGCCAUGAACUUGAUUGCCAGGAAUAAGGAAGCGCUGGAGUCGUCUUACGAGCUGUGCUUCAAUGCGGCCUGCGCGCUCAUCGACGAGGGUCGGCUGAAGGAGGCUGAGGACAAAUUGACUCAGGCCAAAGAGCUCUGCACCGAAGAGCUUAUGCAGGCUGAGGAGAUCGGAGAAGAAGAUGCGGGGCUGCUAGAGGAUCAUGAGGAGCUUGCAGCAAUCCGAGUGCAGCAGGCGUGCGUGAUGCAGCGUCGAGGCCAGGAAGAGGAGGCCAAAGAAGUGUAUGACAAAGUUCUGCGACAAAAACCAAAUCAAGGCCACGAGGUAGAUGUGACGGUGCUUGCCGUUGCAUGCAACAAUGUAGUUGCCCUUCGUUCUGAGGGCAAGUCCCUUUUCGACAGCCUGAAGCGCAUCAAUGUGGCUUCGAAGGAAGGCUUGGAGCACAAGCAGACUCGCAGACAAACCGUCGAGAUUGCAUGCAACAAGGUGUUGUUGCUGCUCCAGGCGCAGAAGAUAGAUGUUGCCAAGAAGGAGCUUGAUAAGCUGUGUGAAAGCUACCCUGACCACCCCCGGGUAGCUCUGGUACAAGCUGCGAUUGCUCACAGAGAGAAGAAGGGCAAAGUGUGCGAGGAGAUCCUGCAAGGCUACAUUGCGUCACAUGCAGAUGACCAGGAGGUCGUGUUGCCUUUGGCGCAGCUUUACACCCACCAGCAGAAGCACGACUUGGCUGUCGAGGUUCUUGCGAAGUUGCCUCUCAGCAGUCGCACGCAACCAGCAACAGUAGAAGCCAUUGUGAACCUCCACCAGAGGCAAAAGAGUCCUGACAAGGCCGUCGCCUGCCUGAGGGAGGCCAUCAAGUAUUGGUCUUCACAGGAAGAGGAGUCAGAAACUUUGGCUCAGGUCGUUCGAAUAGCUGCAAGGCUGGCCAUGCAGCUGAAGGACAGAGCGUUCGCAGCCGAGGUGUACCAGAGCUAUCUUGAGAACAUCGACGGGUCUGACUACGAAGCGCUUUGCGGUCUCGUGCAGGCUCUCGCUGUGACGGAUCCGGAACGCGCCACCGAGUAUGCCGAACGGUUGCAGGUGCCGGCUUUUGAUCACCUGGAUCCUGAGGAGCUGGAAGCACAACCCAUACCCAAGGUUGGUGCGAUGUUCUCGCAACGUCGCCGCGACAGGGAGGAUGAGGCGGACGGCAAGCCCGUCAGAGUCAAGAAGAAGCGGAAGCGGAAGAUCCGGUAUCCCAAAGGCUUCGACCCGGAAAACCCUGGACCUCCCCCAGAUCCGGAAAGGUGGCUUCCAAAGCGGGAGCGAUCAGAAUUCAAGAAGAAGAUGCGAAAGAGGGAUAAGCAUUUGCUUCGGGGCCCUCAGGGGGCGAUCACCACGGAGGACUUUCGCAAACAGGGACCAUCGACAGCCCAAGUGGAGGUCUCGAAAGACGCAAGUGGACCCUCAAGAAGAAGUGGAAGAAAAGCUAAAGGCAAGUGA
Molecule: messenger RNA, 1956 nt
Organism: Symbiodinium sp. CCMP2592
Lineage: Eukaryota; Dinophyceae; Suessiales; Symbiodiniaceae
Source: the annotation of a GenBank genome assembly